CUACUCAGUGUAGUUUAUGUAAAACAGAAAACUGUAAUAAUUAAUGCACGAAUCACAAAAUUCUUAAGUACCAACCUACUAAAAAUUAUUUGAAAUUUAAAUAACAAAAUAUUCAAUAUUUGAGAGUAUGCUAUUUAAUAAAAAAAAUACUAAAUAAGUAUGUAAAAAAAUUACGCCUCUAGAAGAAAAUACCCCUUGUAAACUUGCCUUAUUUAGUGAUGCAAAUUUCAAGCUUGAUCAGGCCCAUAGGUCAAUUUUGGAGAACUCACGUGUAAGAGAUUUAUUAAGUAAAAAUCAUAACUAAGUGCCUGACAAAAAUACCAAAUGCUUACUUUUAAUGUUAAUGAAGAAUGAAGAAAAAUACAUGAAUACAAAAUUGUUCCCUUUAGCUUAAGAUAAUACAAAAAUAUAUUAAGAGGACAAAAAAAUGAGAAUCCCAAGAGUACUUAGUACAAUGUAUCAGAUGAAAUUGUUGAAAAAAUUUGGUGCAUAUGAAAAAGUCUAUCCAAUUGAAACCACACCCAGUAGGCCAGUGCCUGAUCACAUAGCAAGACCGGAUUAUAUAACAGGCCUUCCUCAUGGAAUUCCCAAAUUACCUGAAACCAAAGAUCAAGAACAGAUAAAUGGAAUGCGCGCUAGUUGCCAGCUUGCAGCAAGCAUAUUAAAUAGAAUGCAGUCUUUUAUUCAACCUGGUGUAAGAACAGAUGACAUUGAUGAUUUAAUUCACUAUUUCAUUAUUAAUGCUAAUGCCUAUCCUUCACCUUUACACUAUAGAGGGUUUCCAAAAAGUGUUUGUACAUCUGUAAAUAAUGUUGCUGUACAUGGUAUCCCAGAUCUAAGACCAUUAGCAAAUGGUGAUAUAGUUAAUGUAGAUAUAACAGUUUAUUACAAUGGUUAUCAUGGAGAUUGCUCAAAAACAUUUUUAGUGGGUGAAGUUGAUGCAAAGGGACAAGAACUGGUUGCAGUAACUGAAGAAUGCCUUUCACAUGCUAUCAAACUAUGUGGACCUGAUGUUCCUUUCUGUGAUAUUGGUUUAAGGAUACAUAGACAUGCAAAGAGUAAAGGAUUGACAGUUUUGCCAGCCUUUGCAGGACAUGGCAUUGGCAAAUAUUUUCAUGGUCCUCCAGAUAUCUUUCAUAUGAUUAACAGAUAUCCCGGUUUGAUGAAAGCUGGUAUGACAUUUACUAUAGAACCAGUAUUAUCUCAUGGCCGAGAAAAUACAUACAUAUUAGAUGAUGGUUGGACUGUAGUUACAGAAGAUGGAUCUAGAACAGCGCAAUGUGAACAUACUAUAUUAAUUACAGAAGGAGGUGCAGAAAUUUUAACUAGAUAGCACCAUUUUUUAAAGAAGGGAAUGUACUGUAAAAAAAAUUAUUAUAUUGUACUAAAUUGAAACUGCUAAUAGAUUUAUUGUAGUGCAGGUAGGUAGGUAAUUUUAGUGCAUUUACACUAAAAUUACCUUACUUAAAAUAAACAUAUUUACAUGUUGUCUACAAAUUCAAUCAUUUCAUAGAAAUAAAAACUCAUCAGCAUA
Messenger RNA from Pieris napi, 1534 nucleotides. Its product is annotated as methionine aminopeptidase 1D, mitochondrial. The record is from RefSeq and is a predicted model, not a curated record. Gene Ontology annotation, biological process: proteolysis. The coding region runs from base 428 to 1333 and encodes 301 amino acids. Lineage: Eukaryota; Metazoa; Arthropoda; Insecta; Lepidoptera; Pieridae. The transcript is spliced from 6 exons. Gene Ontology annotation, molecular function: metalloaminopeptidase activity.